Messenger RNA from Coffea eugenioides, 498 nucleotides. RefSeq names its product myricetin O-methyltransferase-like. Gene Ontology annotation, biological process: methylation. Gene Ontology annotation, molecular function: O-methyltransferase activity; S-adenosylmethionine-dependent methyltransferase activity. The transcript has 3 exons. The coding region runs from base 1 to 498 and encodes 165 amino acids. NCBI's taxonomy places the organism in Eukaryota, Viridiplantae, Streptophyta, Magnoliopsida, Gentianales, Rubiaceae. The record is from RefSeq and is a predicted model, not a curated record.
AUGGCUAGUGAUAAUCAUUUGUCUGUAGAAGUGCUGAUGACCAAAUGCAAAUCUGUGUUUGAAGGCUUGACAACUUUGGCUGAUGUUGGGGGUGGCACAGGCAAAGUUGCUAGGGCCAUUGCCCAAAACUUUCCUAACAUAAAAUGUACUGUGUAUGAUCUCCCACACGUCGUUGCUAAUCAAGGAGGAGCUGAGAACUUGGAAUUUUUAGCUGGAGAUAUGUUUCAAAGUGUACCCCGUGCUAAUGCAAUCUUGCUGAAGCGGAUCCUUCAUGACUGGAGUGAUGAAGACCGUUUGAAAAUUCUCAAGAACUGCAAAAAGGCCAUUCCAGAGAAAGAAAAUGGGGGGAAGGAAGAGCUGAACCCAUUAUUUUCCAUGGCGCAGGAGGAGACUAUGCGUUUGGCUCUUGUGCAUUCCGAUUUCAUCCAGAAACUGGUAAUGCUUUUCAACAUCGGCCAGCAUCUUGUCUAUGGACGGCAAAUUCACUUUUCCAGAUGA